Molecule: messenger RNA, 1014 nt
Organism: Sclerotinia borealis F-4128
Lineage: Eukaryota; Fungi; Ascomycota; Leotiomycetes; Helotiales; Sclerotiniaceae
Source: the annotation of a GenBank genome assembly
AUGGCAAUUACGAUUAUUGCACCGACUUUUGCUGCGGUUCCUCAUCAUACGGAAGAUGCGUUUGAUAAUUCUGAUGAUGGAGGUGCUGAUUUAGAAGGAGAUAUUGAUAUGCGACCGGCCAAGCGGGCAAAGAAUCAAGAUAUUGUUACACCCGGUGAAAUAAUUACUGAUGACCCUCAAUGGAUGAGAGGACAUGGCACAUAUGUCGCUCCUGCCAGUACCGAGAUCAUAGGAACUGUCGCAGGUACAGUUCAAAAGACGAACAAACUUCUCUCAGUACGACCAUUACGCGCCCGCUACACUCCAGAAAUCGGUGAUCUUGUGGUCGGACGGAUUGUAGAAGUGCAAAGUAAGAGGUGGCGUGUUGACAUUGGAGCUCCUAUUCUUGCAGGUCUACCACUCUCAGCAAUCAAUCUUCCCGGAGGUAUUCAACGAAAGAGGACAGAAACCGACGAACUUCAAAUACGAACUUUCUUCUCGGAAGGAGAUCUACUGGUUGCCGAAGUUCAACAAUUAUAUCAAGAUGGAAUGGCCACUUUACACACGAGAAGUUUGAAAUAUGGAAAGCUGAGGAAUGGAGUUUUCAUGGCUGUUAGUGGAACCGGUGGAGGUGGUGGUGUGGUUCGGGCUAGAAGACAAGUUUGGACUAUCGAUACGGUACACAAUGGUGGGAAAGUGGAUGUUAUCUUGGGGGUCAAUGGAUAUAUUUGGAUAUGCAAAACUGUCGAGGUGAAGGAAGGUGAAACUUCUAUCACGAGGAUUGAGGAAACUGUCAGCAGUGCGGCAUAUUCGAGUCAAAAUGAUGAAAUUACCACUGAAACGAGGAGAGAGAUUGCAAGAAUAAAGGGUGUCAUCCAAUUGCUGGUGGAAGAAGGAUUGAGGGUCGAUGAAGAAAUGGUCAUGAAAGGAUAUGAAGCCGCUGUCGAAGUAGAUGAUGAGGACGAGGGUGAAAGUAGUGCGUAUAUUGGAGGAGAAAUAGGCAAACGGGUAUUGAGUCUGAUAAGCGGAACAUGA